Messenger RNA from Alternaria viburni, 3099 nucleotides. RefSeq lists its product as uncharacterized. Gene Ontology annotation, molecular function: catalytic activity. NCBI's taxonomy places the organism in Eukaryota, Fungi, Ascomycota, Dothideomycetes, Pleosporales, Pleosporaceae. The transcript is spliced from 5 exons. The record is from RefSeq and is a predicted model, not a curated record. Bases 1 to 3099 code for a protein of 1032 amino acids. Gene Ontology annotation, biological process: carbohydrate metabolic process.
AUGGGUUUCUCUCAACUGGCCCUGCUGGCUUGCCUGACAGUUGCAGAAGCGGCAACAACACCAAGAUCCCAGUCACUGCAUCCUGUGCAACGAGCAAACGACAGCCUGCCGGCGAUAUUUGGUUCAAAUGAUACCACCACCCUCAAAGGGACGACUACAGCCCCGGGCGUAGUUAUCCUCGACUAUGGGGCCAAUGUCGAAGGCCAUCCCACCUUCGAAGUCCUUUCAGCUACUGGCGACACUUCUGGUCUAGAGAUCACAUAUAGCGAGACUAAAGCGGUACUAGACAGUUUCUACACCAGCGAUGGUCCAAUCGCUUUGGCCGCAGCUAUGGACACGUACAGAGUCAACCAGUACAAUGUGACUGAGCCCAUGAUACAUACCAAUCGACUCAUCCAGGGUGGCUUCAGAUACCAGAAGCUCAACCUCUCGACAACAGGGGAACUGGUCUUGAGGAACGUCGGUGUGAGGCCUACGAUUCCGAAUAUACCCCUUGAUCAACUACCGGGAUACUUUGAGACAUCGGACGAAGAGCUCAAUCGAAUUUGGAAGGUCGGAGCGCGGACAGUUCAACUAAACGACAUCCCUGCGCACUCCAUCCCGGCGUUCUGGCAGGUCUCCUCCGAAGGUUCUCUGGUAGAGAGUCAGGCACCUCAAGUUCUGUCAGGCGGAGCCGCUGCUGGAUUGAUGAGCUAUCAGCUUGCAUUCGAAGUCAAGCCCAUUUCCAAAGGGCUAGGCUUCUCUGUACUGGCUGACACUCUCAACUCCGGAAUCUACAUCUUCUGCAACAUUGCCAAUGGAUCGAUCUCAGCACACUUCGGAUCCACGGAGGAUUCUCCUCCACUUGCAUUCGCAGAAUUGCCAGCAAACAUAACCCUUGGUAGCUGGCACAAGGUUGAAGCCACUGUGGAUACGACUGGCAUCGCGGUAUCCUUGAACAAGGUUCCCGUUCUUCAAUUUUCGCAGACUUCUGCAUUUUUCGGUUCCUUUGGGUUGGGCGCGUCGUUCGGCCACUCUGCCGUUUUCCGUAACCUGUCUGCUACGACUCUGACAGGUCAAUCGAUCUAUUCAGCCUCUUUGACAGAUGAGGCUUUCCUGCCGGACUUCCUAAUGGGAACAAACCCGCACGAUACAACGGUUGACGGCUCGAAACGCGACCGCAUUGCGUAUGCAGGCGAUCUCGACAUUGCGCUCGUGUCCUCUCUAUCGAGUACCAAUGGUAUCAGUUACAUCAAAGGCACGCUCGAUCUUCUUGGUUCCUUCCAACUGACCCCAGGAUUCUUCGCACCCACAGCAAAGAUCCAACAAGAGCCACUUUCCACCCCAGUCGAUGCCAACGUCACUGGCCUGAUCGGCUACUCUUUCAACCUCCUCACCGCAGCUGCCAACUUCUACAUGCGCACCGGCGAUGUCGAUAUGCCAAAGAAGUGGGCACCCAAAGCUGUACGCAUGUUGGACUGGGCACACUCUCAAGUCCUGCCCGAAAGUGGGUUGUUGAACAUCACCAACCCGUCCUUGGGCGGCGACUGGAACUAUUACGAUCCGUCACAGGCGGGUGUUGUUACCAAGUUCAACAUGGUCUACGCAUACGCACUCCAGGAGUGCAUCAGACUCCUUGCAGACGGUGGCAUCGACACCGAGCCAUACAUCACCCGCCUAGAUGCUUUGCGCAUCGCGAUUGACCAGAACCUUUGGUCGAAUGAACUCAACGCCUACUACCUCUCCCAGUCCAUCGACAACAGCUUCGCACAGGACUCGAACGCUCUGGCCAUUCUCGCUGGUGUGACUAGGUUCAACCACACCUCAUCCCGCGUUCUGAGCACCCUCAAACAGCUUUCCACACCAAAAGGCCCUCUUGCUUUCUCGAACGGAACUAUCGCAGCCGGGUUCUCGAAGUACAUCAGUCCUUAUGCAAGCGCCUACCACCUUCGUGCCGCAUUCGAGGCCGAUGACAACGAGACGACCAUGGAUCUGCUCAAAAGCCUAUGGGCGCCCAUGGCCGACCCGCAGGGAGCUAAUUACACCGGAUGCUUUUGGGAGACUUUGGACGCAGCUGGUGCGCCUGCACUGGGGAGGGGGACUAGCCUCUGCCACGGUUGGGCUGCAGGUCCCACUGGGGAGCUCAGCGAUCAUGUCUUGGGAGUCAAGCCUGUAGCUCCAGGGUACGCCGAGUGGCGAGUCGCUCCUGUUACGCUGGACUUGGAGUGGGCUAGGGGCAGAGUCCCCGUGCCGGGCGGAAACAAGCUAUUCGCAUCUCAUCGCCGCAACAUGAAUACCCUGCAAGAAGCAAGCCGGGUAUACAAGGCCUUCCAGAAAGGAGGGCCGACGUUCGGAGGAUGGCAGAUGCUUCCAGGCACGAAUCACGCGCGGGCAAUUGCCCGUUCAGGCGUUGAUUGGAUAUGCGUCGACACCGAGCACGGCAACAUCAACGACAGCCAAAUGCACGAAGCCGUAACCGCCAUCGCCCACGCGGGCGUAAGCCCUCUCGUCCGCAUCGCCGCGAACGAACCCUGGAUGGUGAAACGCGCCCUCGACAGCGGCGCCCACGGCGUCAUAGUCCCGCUCAUCUACACCGUCGACGACGCCAAAAAACUCGUUUCCUCUGCCAAAUUCCCGCCAGAAGGAACGCGCGGCUUCGGCUCACCGCUACCAACCCAGUGUUUCUCAAAUGAACCACUAACGUACUACCUGCGCCACGCGAACACUUCGCUCCUCACCAUCGUACAGAUAGAAACUGCGUCGGCGCUGGCCUGCUGCCGUGAAAUUGCCGCCUUGCCCGGCGUCGAUUGUUUGCUGAUCGGACCCUUUGAUCUUGGUAACAAUAUCGGUCAUCCUAUAUUGACUCCGACCAUGGAUAAGGAGCUGGAGGAGGCGAUUGAGACGAUCAAGGAGGCGGCGCAUGCGGAGGGGAAGAAGGUGGCGAUGUAUUGUAACUCGGGCGAGGAUGCGAGGGGAUAUGUGGAGAGAGGGUUUGAUAUGGUUAGCGUGUUGACGGAUCAGAUGGGGAUUACGGGGGCGUUUGAGCGGAGUUUGGGGGUUGCGAGUGGGAAGGUGGAGGGGAGUGGGGUCAAGGGGGUCAAGGGGUAUGAUGGGAAGUAA